Molecule: messenger RNA, 1022 nt
Organism: Sorghum bicolor (sorghum)
Lineage: Eukaryota; Viridiplantae; Streptophyta; Magnoliopsida; Poales; Poaceae
Product: 40S ribosomal protein S5
Exons: 4
Coding region: 184-786 (200 amino acids)
Biological process (GO): ribosomal small subunit assembly; translation
Cellular component (GO): ribosome; cytosolic small ribosomal subunit
Molecular function (GO): structural constituent of ribosome; rRNA binding; mRNA binding
Source: RefSeq, a predicted model, not a curated record
GCAGCAGAUGAGCGGCAGCCGUCGGAUCAGAAACCCUAGCCCCGGAGGCUCUCCCCUAUUAAAACCCACCUCGCACCCCGCGAGCGGAGCCUUGUCUAGGGUUUCCUCGCUCCCAGCCGCCGCCGCUUACCCCUCGCGCACGCGCAGACGCCGCCGCAGCACAUCGCUCUCUCGAUCUCAGCCAUGGCGGACGUAGAGCAGCAGCAGCAGGACGUGGUGAAGCUCUUCAACCGCUGGACCUUCGAGGAUGUCCAGGUCAACGACAUCUCGCUGAACGACUACCUGGCGGUGUCUGCGACGAAGCACGCGACGUUCCUGCCGCACACCGCUGGCCGCUACUCCAAGAAGCGGUUCCGCAAGGCGCAGUGCCCCAUCGUAGAGCGCCUCACCAACUCCCUCAUGAUGCACGGUCGCAACAACGGCAAGAAGGUCAUGGCCGUCCGCAUCAUCAAGCACACCCUUGAGAUCAUCCACCUGCUCACUGACGCCAAUCCCAUCCAGGUGGUCGUUGACGCGAUCAUCAACAGUGGGCCUCGUGAGGAUGCCACCCGUAUUGGGUCUGCUGGUGUUGUGAGGAGGCAGGCUGUGGAUAUCUCACCCCUCAGGAGGGUGAACCAGGCCAUCUACCUCCUCACCACUGGUGCCAGGGAGAGCGCUUUCAGGAACAUCAAAACCAUUGCUGAGUGCCUUGCAGAUGAGCUGAUCAAUGCUGCCAAGGGCUCUUCAAACAGUUAUGCCAUCAAGAAGAAGGAUGAGAUUGAGCGUGUUGCCAAGGCCAACCGUUGAGUGGAGCUUGUAUCCUGGUGCACUUGCACUGGAACUAUUAUGCCGCUGGCAGUCGUAUUAGUUCUUGUUUUUGCCAAUGUUUAAGACUUUUUGAGACCUAUAUCUGUGGUUUUGGUUUCAGUGAACAAUGAAAAUUACUGAGAUAUGUAGUUGUUUGGGGACAGAAAUGCGAGGUGCCUGUUUUAUUGAACCCCAGCUCUUUUGUCGUUCGUAUUCUAUAUUGUUUUUAUUAUGCA